GAUUGGGUGGAGAAAAGGAUGAAGAAGGGGCUCUGGAAUAAGAAGGGCAGCAAGGGAGCAAUGGCCGCAGCUGCUAAGGAUGAGAAGGGGAAGGGCCAAGACGACUCCUCCGAUGAUGGUUUCUCGUUUCUCAUGCUAGGGCAGGAUGCAUCUCUCGCUGGUCGUGCAUUGGCUGAUCCCAACUUCCUGGUUCUAGACUCUGGAGCAACAUCUGGGAUGCUUCCUCGCCCAACUACUGGAGUGUGUGAAGAAGGGGGAGCUGAAGGGGGUGGAGGUCAAGGAAGGAGCUGGGCAGCAGAGAAAAUGUCCUGACUGCACAUCUGGAAAGCUGCCUAGAACCUCAUUCCCUAUCUCCUCUGAUCAUGCCUCGACUCCCCUUGAGCUUGUGCACACGGAUGUGUGUGGACCGAUGCAAACUCCUGACCGGGAAAGGGGCAGCAGGGGCCAAGGUAAAGGUGUUAAGGUCAGAUCGGGGUGGAGAGUACCUUGGGAAAGAACUUCAAAUCUUCUUGGAAGAAAAGGGUAUUUCCCACCAGCUCUCUGUACCUUACACGCCGCAGCAAAAUGGGGCAGCGGAGCAGCUUAACAGGACCUUGA
Closterium sp. NIES-67 is the source of this 597-nucleotide messenger RNA. The record is from the annotation of a GenBank genome assembly. Lineage: Eukaryota; Viridiplantae; Streptophyta; Zygnematophyceae; Desmidiales; Closteriaceae.